UAACAAUGAGUGGCUUAAUUUCGUUGAUUGCGAUAGUGGCUCUGGUCGGUGGAGUGCUGGGUCGGCAUGACGCAGCGUUCAAAAGUUUUGGCUCCACCGGGGGAGAGUGUAGCCAGUACCUGAACAACGAUGGUAACGGAGAUUGCAAUGUCCACUGCAUCGGAGUGGUCGCCCACGUCUGGAACGACACUUUGGCCAAGUUCACCCAGAACUACGCCGGUUACUUCGUCCCGGACCCGAAGGAUGACUGCUACGUGAAUCGUACGGAACGGUGUUUGCUGCAGGUCGACAAGUCGGUUGAAGUGUACGACAAAUGCACCCGAGCCCAAAAGUUAGGACAGUGUUAUGCCGAUCAAUACGGAGAAUUGGUGCCCACUCAGCUGCAGUACGUGCCGAUGACGGAUCUUCAGUACACCCGAGUGUUCCUGCAGUGCGCCGCCAUGCUGGGACUUUCGACCGCUGACCUCGAUGCCAUGGUUCAGCAGGGAGCUUACAACGUUCCAGCUGGAGAAUGUCUUCUGCGGUGCACGUUGACUCGGAUGGGAUUGUACACCGACGAGGCAGGAAUCGACGUGCCCUUGGCUACCAGGCAGUGCGGCCUGUACAAUGCAACAUCCGACAUUGGCCAGUGCCAGGCCAAGGUUAUGGCAGAGCAGUGCGACAAAUGCAAACGGACUGUUGCCAUUGCAAAGGAUUGCCUCGGCAUGCACUACAAUGUUCGGAAAGUAGACAACAGCUAUGUGUUGGAACUGUAUGGAACUUGCUAUUCGUACUGUGCAUACUACUACUACUACUGUUAUUACUAUGGAUGCCCUUACCUGAGCUACUCAAGUUAUUCAGCAACGGGCUCAUCAUCCUAUGCUUAUAAUUACAUGGAUUUUACUUUUGCCGGAAAGUAA
This is a messenger RNA of Aedes albopictus (Asian tiger mosquito), 899 nucleotides long. Its product is annotated as general odorant-binding protein 45-like. Gene Ontology annotation, molecular function: odorant binding. The record is from RefSeq and is a predicted model, not a curated record. NCBI's taxonomy places the organism in Eukaryota, Metazoa, Arthropoda, Insecta, Diptera, Culicidae. Bases 6 to 899 code for a protein of 297 amino acids. The transcript has a single exon.